GAAGGAAUGAAAUCUCGAGAGCCUCCAAGUCUAUCUGCUCUGUCAGACACCGUGUCAUGUUCCAAAGGACAGAAAGCGUGUCUCAAACUGAGCCUUACUGCCAGCCCUCACGUUGACAUAAAGUGGUACAUAGAGAGCGAGCAGCUGGAGGAUGGUGGUCGGUAUCGCAUGAUUGGAAACUCGAAUUCAGUGAUACUUGAGAUCAGUGACGUCACAUCGGAAGACUCUGGGCUUUACAAAUGUGUGGCAUCGAACGAUUAUGGACUGGAUGCUUGCAGUAUCACACUUGAAGUUCAGGAUGUUCCCAGUUCUCCUGGUCCAAUCACUGUCAGCAACAUACUAUCCAAAUCGGCUCAACUAAAUUGGACACCCCCAGCCAGCACAGGCAACCUUCCAAUAUCCCACUACACCAUCGAUAAACGAGUGGCUGGUGAGAGUCCAGGAGAAUGGGAAGAAGUGUCUUCCUGUUGUAGAGACACACAGAAACUCGUGUUUCAGUUGAACAGCGGACAGAGCUAUGAGUUUAGGGUUCAUGGAGUGAACGUAAUUGGAAAGAGCUUGCCAAGCUUGUCACCAGAAAUUAGAACGAGACAUCGGACAUCGCCAGCAUUAGAUGACGGCCCACUCUCCCACGCAACUCAAAAGAAAGAACUAAAGGACGAACCCACAGAAGACUACUACAAAAUGCAAGACGAUAUCGCCACGGGCAAGUACGGACCCAUAAAGAAAUGCGUUGAGUUGAAAACGGGUCAGACGUAUGCUGCGAAGCAUUUGCGUCACUUGAGGAGCAGACAGUUACAGCAAGCUCUACAGGAAGUCGACAUCUUGAAUGGUCUACGUCAUCAGCAUGUUGUCUACAUGAAGGAUUCCUUUCAUUUGGAGCACAAAGUUGUUGUCAUCAUGGAAUUAUGUCAUAAAGGCAGUUUGUUUGACCAUAUUAUUCAGCAGUCUGAAUUCACAGAGGAUGAUGCCAGUCGAUACAGCUCACAGAUUGUCUCAGCUUGUGCUUAUCUUCACGAGUGUGGGAUUGUUCAUCUUGAUUUAAAACCUGAGAAUGUUAUGAUUGAUAGACCGGACAACGCUGCUGUGAAGUUGGUUGGGUUUAACAAGGCGCAGAGGAUGAACCCAGACACAGAGAUCAGAAUUGUGUCUGGAGAUUCAGAAUUUUUAGCUCCAGAGGUUCUCAGCUACGACCCCGUCAGUCCAGCAACAGACAUGUGGAGUGUGGGCGUAAUCGUCUUUGUACUGUUGAGUGGAGUGUCUCCAUUCUAUAGUGACAGUGUGCAACUGCUGCAUCACAACGUUCAGUCUGCUUCGUAUUCGUUUGGUGAAGACUGUUUUGACAUCAUCUCUACAGAUGCGAAGAUAUUUAUUCGGCAUUUACUCAUUGCUGAUAGCAGGCAUCGGUGGUCAGCGGCUGAAUGUCUUCAGUCGGCAUGGCUGCAGGAUCCAGUCCCAGAUACGAACCUCAACUCCUCAGCUCUUCGAGCAUUCAUCGCUCGACGUCGUGUCAAGAAAUCUGCUUCCUUACGAACUCCUCUUAGCCAGCAAGUCUCAUGUGCAUUCACCCAACACAUACAACAACCAACCGACUCAACAGAAGCCGAAGACCAUUGCCCUCCCAGCUUCGUCGCUCCAAUCUGCGACAUAUUUGUCCACGUCGGUCGUUCAGUCAGUUUCAUUUGUUCUAUUAAUGGAUACCCGGAGCCGGUAGUCACGUGGUUCUACAAUGGUCGUGAGCUUGAUUCGUCCGGGGUCAGCACACGUAUGAAGAUACGACAGAGAGGAGACGUUCUCUCGUUGGUGAUAACGGCAGCGAAGAGACACGACGCCGGCCAGUACUCGUGUAGAAUAGAGAAUCAGUACGGCGACGCCACGGCGUCAGCGACUCUCAUCGUGUCGGAUAACCCUCCUGCACCGUAUCAACCGUCUGCUCACCAACUAGAACAAACGACGGCUUUAGUCUGUUGGGAGUCGCCGACGUCGAACACCGAUACGUCGGUCACUUCAUACACGGUCGAGCGUCGACGAAUGGACCACGACACGUGGGAAACUGUCGCUUCGAAUGUCAACAGUUGCUCGUUCGUGUGCGAAAACCUCCUUCCGAAACACGAAUAUCAGUUUCGUGUCAUUGCUGUGUAUGAGGACGGUGAGAGUAAUCCAAGUGAUAUAACAGGAGCUGUUGCUAUUGACGAUCUGGAUGAAAGGAGCAACGUGUGCCUACAGAGAGCAGACGUAGGAAGUUUGUAUGACAUGCAAAGAGAGCUUGGACGCGGCCGGUUUGGUGUUGUUGUGAUGUGCAAAGAGAAAAGCAGCGGUCAUCAGUUUGCUGCUAAGCGCAUUGUUCUUGAUAGUCAGAUGGCAUCUGAUGAUGCCUGGAGAGAGUUUGAAGCUCUCCAAAGGAUUUGUCAUCCAAGACUGGCUUUACUAGAGGCUGCGUUUGAAACAAGCAACGAGCUGAUUUUAAUAGAAGAACUUGUUGAUGGAGGAGCUCUACUAAACCAUCUCGCCAACAUGGGCGAAUGCACCGAGGAAGUCGCUGCAUCAUACAUCAGACAGAUUCUAGAAGGUCUCAACUACCUCCACCAAAGACACAUUGCUUAUCUGGAUCUCACGCCUGAGAAUGUUCUAGUGACUGCCAAUCAUCAAGACGUAAAGCUCGUUGACUUUGGUGAAUCAAGGAUUAUCACGGGGUUGAUGACUGUGAGCAUGGACGUCAGCAGACUGGAUUUUAUGGCUCCUGAGGCAUUGACUGCUCAGCCUGUGGUGGCAGAAACAGAUAUAUGGAGUGUCGGUGUAUUUCUGAUGAUCAUAUUGACUGGAAAACCACCGUUUUCAACUUCUAGUGAAGAUGAAACUAUACGAAAUGCUUGUCGUCUUCAAUUUGUAGAUGCGUCCGUCAGCUUCUCUCAGAUGUCGACAGAUGCUGAACAAUGUGUUCGUCACAUGUUGGUUUUAGAGCCAAGUUCUCGGUCGUCAGCGGUUGACUGUUUAAGAUUGAAAUGGUUGAAGGCGACAGCAGCUCACAAAAUGAAACGAUCGGCAAUUCGAAUCAGAACAAGCAAUCUUCGAGUAUUUCUAACAGACAGAGCCACAAAGAUGCAAAAGCAGCACUCAAGUUCUUGGGAUGAAUCGACGGCGUGACUCGUUCUCGUAAUUGAAAUUGCCACACUUUUACAUACAAAGUCGGACACUGUCAUUGAACUGCUACACCGUGUCAGUCUCAUGCCGUUUGCUGUCACGAUCGCAUUGAUUCUUUGUAUGUCAUAUUGGGUUUUGGUACUUGACUGAUAGUUGAUAGCCUUUACACUCUCGUGCAUAUCAUGUGCUGUUUAAUUAGUAAAAAUUAAUUACAAAAUAGUAUAAUUAUUGCUUUUUUUGUUAGAAAUAUAUGUUGGGAACACUUGGCUUGGA
Corticium candelabrum is the source of this 3414-nucleotide messenger RNA. RefSeq names its product myosin light chain kinase, smooth muscle-like. Bases 7 to 3144 code for a protein of 1045 amino acids. The transcript is spliced from 24 exons. Gene Ontology annotation, molecular function: ATP binding; protein kinase activity; protein binding. Lineage: Eukaryota; Metazoa; Porifera; Homoscleromorpha; Homosclerophorida; Plakinidae. Gene Ontology annotation, biological process: protein phosphorylation. The record is from RefSeq and is a predicted model, not a curated record.